AUGGUUCUUCAACGUGCUCCACAAAAAGCAAUCGUAUGGGGUUAUGCUGAUGGCCAAAAUGUGUCGAUCAUUUUGAAGAUAAACAAGAAGAUUUAUCAUACGAACAGCUAUUUGUCAUCAAUUCAUUCAUCAAAUGAAAGUAUCUGGUCCGUGCCACUCGAUGCCGAAAGUGAAGAAGGUCCAUUCGAACUUGUUGCUAUACAAACAUUCUCAAAUGGAUCUCAAAUAUCGAUUAGUCUCCAUGAUGUUCUUUUUGGAGAUGUUUGGUUAUGCUCUGGUCAAUCGAAUAUGGAAAUGCCGGUGCGAAAAAUUUUUAAUGGUUCAAUUGAAAUUGAAAAUGCGGGAAAAUAUCCAAAAGUGAGAUUAUUUACAGCAUCAAGACAGCAAUCAACAAAACCUGAAGAAGAUCUUUUGGGUAUUGCACUCAAUUGGUCGAUUGCAUCGCCAAAAAGUGUUGGUAGCAUUUAUGCAUCAGCUGUAUGUUGGCUCUAUGGUCGAAUGAUUCAUCUAGGACUUGACGAUAAACGACCAAUCGGUCUUAUUCAUACAUCGUGGGGUGGUACAGCAAUUGAAAUGUGGUCACCACCUCAAGUAAUUAAAGAUUGUGAUAUUUUAAUAAAUAAGCGAAUAGAAUUUGGACAUAGCGAUGAAACAGAAUUGAAACCUAAUGUAAGAUUGAAUGAUUCAGUUUUAUAUAAUGCAAUGAUCUAUCCAUUUACACGUAUGGUUAUUAAAGGAGUGAUUUGGUAUCAAGGUGAAGCCAAUGUUAACUACAAUCGUGAUAAAUAUGGAUGUACAUUUCUUAAAAUGAUUCAGUAUUGGCGACGCCAAUGGCACAAUCGUACACAUUUCAUAACUGAUCCGAUAUUUCCAUUUGGUUUUGUUCAAUUAUCAACAAGAGAGACAACAGGCAAAAUGAUAGGUGGAUUUCCUUGGAUUCGAUGGCAUCAAACCUUUGACAUAGGAUAUACUCCUAACAAUGCUAUACCUAAUGUAUUUAUGGCAACAACUAUGGAUUUACGAGACGAUGAAGGAGGUAUUCAUCCUCGAACUAAACUUGAUGUUGGAUAUCGUCUAUCUCGAUCUGGUCUUGUCAUUGCUUAUAAUCAACAAGAUGUUAAUUACCAAGGACCAAUUAUGUGUUGUCAAGAAAAACAAAUAUGUAUGUCAAACGAGACAGUUUGGAUAGCUGCACCAGCAAAUUAUGCUCCAAGAUCACCUAUCACUGUCAAACUUAGAGUACCAAUAGUAUGCCUAUCUAAAUCAGUGCAUGGUGUUCGCUACUUAUGGAGAGAAACACCGUGUCAAUUUAAACAAGCUGCUGUCUAUAGUACAGCUGAUUCAAAUUUACCGGCUCCACCUUUUAUUCAAUUUUUUUAA
Molecule: messenger RNA, 1380 nt
Organism: Rotaria sp. Silwood1
Lineage: Eukaryota; Metazoa; Rotifera; Eurotatoria; Philodinida; Philodinidae
Source: the annotation of a GenBank genome assembly